Aureobasidium namibiae CBS 147.97 is the source of this 549-nucleotide messenger RNA. RefSeq lists its product as uncharacterized. The coding region runs from base 1 to 549 and encodes 182 amino acids. The transcript is spliced from 2 exons. NCBI's taxonomy places the organism in Eukaryota, Fungi, Ascomycota, Dothideomycetes, Dothideales, Saccotheciaceae. The record is from RefSeq and is a predicted model, not a curated record.
AUGAGGACCGCCGCCAUCUUCGCUGCUGCCAUUGCCUUUGUCGUACCAGUCCUGGCUCAGUCCAACGCCGCUUCUGUCCUUUCCAGCUUGCCGAGUUGCGGUCAAACCUGUAUUCUGAGUGGCAUCGCAGCCACUGGUUGCUCGCCUACCGACUCUGCCUGCCUGUGCUCCAAUACUGCCUAUCAGUCUGGCGUCAGUUCCUGCGUGACCUCGAGCUGCAGUUCUAAGGACGCAUUGAAGGUUGCCGCUGCCGCAAGCUCUCUCUGCCCCAACGGUACUGGCGCUCAGGCUGCUGGCGGCUCAUCAGCCGCUCCUGCCUCCUCGUCAGCUGCUGUCGUAUCUUCCAGCAGUGCUGCCCAGAUGACCUCCUCCUCUGCUGCUGCUGCUAAGACUGGCAGCUCAUCCAUGAUGACUUCGUCCCAGGCUAGUGCCAGCACUGCCGCUGGUGCAUCUGCAACGACUUCAAUGGCUGUCUACACUGGCGCUGCUGCGAAUGUUGGUGCUGGUCUUGGUUUUCUUGCUAUGCUGGGUGUCGCUGCUGCUCUUUGA